This is a messenger RNA of Photinus pyralis (common eastern firefly), 408 nucleotides long. RefSeq names its product zinc finger BED domain-containing protein 5-like. NCBI's taxonomy places the organism in Eukaryota, Metazoa, Arthropoda, Insecta, Coleoptera, Lampyridae. The transcript has a single exon. Gene Ontology annotation, molecular function: protein dimerization activity. Bases 1 to 408 code for a protein of 135 amino acids. The record is from RefSeq and is a predicted model, not a curated record.
AUGCAACACUUUGAGCAAAAAAGAUGGAUUGCGAAUCCGUUUCAUGCCAAUAUCACAACUGGAAUAUCCACCAAGGCUGAGGAGGAGCUCAUCGAUUUGUCCGAAAAUACCUUUUUAAAGGAAAUUUUUAACCACCAAAAACUUGCAGAAUUCUGGCUUUCCGUUGAAGAAACUUAUCCAACUCUCUCUCUUGAAGCAGUGAAGAUUUUGAUGCCAUUCACUUCUUCUUACAUUUGUGAAACUGGAUUUUCAGCGAUGGUAGCAAUCAAAACGAAAUGUAGAAACAAACUGCAGUUGUCGAAUUCCUUGCGCCUGAAGAUAUCUUGCAUCAAAGUGGACAUCGACGCCGUUAUCAAGAAGUGUAGAAAACAGGCCCACGCUUCUCACACACCUCAUUACCUACAUUGA